UUCACAUGCAGUAAGUUACCGUGAACAAGGGGAAAAGGGCUAGACCAGGGCCUUGACGCCUAAGUUGUUUAUGGAGUUAGGGGAGCUAGGACUUAGGAUCAGCCACCCUACCUCCAUGCAUCUGCCAACCGGUUCCCACUCACAGCAGAGGGACCUUUCCAGAAUUUAAACUGGGCCAUGUUAUUCCCUGCUUUAACUCCUGAAAUGAUUCUUCCAACUAAAAUUUGAAAUUUAAAUAAAAUCCUGAAGUAGUUGCUCUAUCUAGAACUUAAAAUUUAAAUUCACUAGAAUUGCACACAAGGCCAUUUGUGUUUUGGGUCCUGCCCACCUCUCCAGCCUCUCUUGGGGCUACUUGUCCACGUGUGCAUGGUGGUCUUCCUUUAGUGAAUCUCUGCAGUUGCUCUGCCACCCUGUGCUCUCUCAGGCCCCUCGCCCCUGCCCAGAAAGCCAGCCAGCCACCUCCUGCCCCACCCCACCUCAGCUGACAUCCUGUUCAUUUACUAGGACAGCUCUGGCAUUGCCACCCUAGGAAAUGUCCAAUUCCUGUGACCUGUUGGGUGCUCCUGUACUGGAGGGAGCAGAGAAUAUGAACAUUUUUUCCAGGUGUGCUUGGAUUUAGUUGUUUUGUUCCUUGACAAGGUUUCUAACUUUUGGUUUGCUUUCUCAAUAACAGAAUGGGAAGAAUGACGCCUUCCAGGGUUGCCGUGAAGGCUAAAAGAGAUAAUGCAUGCCAGCUUCAUACUGGGAAGCAGCUCUUGUCAUUGUAGUCAUCAGUUUACCCUUGGUCACCCACUGUAGACAGACUGAGAGUUCCUAGAGGAUGUCUUUUAUCUCAGCAUCCCCUAAAACACAGGGAGAAGAGCACGUGUUUGGGAAGGAGAACUGUGAGUUUCAUUUUGGAAAUGGAUAUGAGGUGUUUGUAAGAAUGUCUGAGUACAGAUGGCCGUUGGCAGUUGGAGCUGGCCGAGUCCUGGAGCUCAGCACGAAGUCUGGUUUGGAGAUACGGUUUGGGGAAUGAGUUGUGUCAGUGGUGGUUGGUUUGGGUGAGGUGUAGGGUCUUAAUUCAGGUUACUUAGAAAACCGAAUCAGAGGCGAAGCUGAAGUGCUAGUGCUUUGUAGUAAUUGCAGUCCCAAAGUACUGCGAGUGAGGGGAGGGGAGGGGAGGGGAGGGAAACUAGGCAGGAAAGGAGAAGAAACAAGGUUUGUUUUAAUGCGUUGCCCACUGCUUCACCAAGGCACAGCUAGCCACCUGCCCAUGUGUGCUGUCUCUGGUUAGACUGCUCACAAACACCGUGCCUGGCUACAACAUUACAUUGGGUUGAUGGAGGGCUGGAAAGCAGAUUCACCUGCUCUCCUUCCUGUCUUCUGUCUUCCGUUGCUCCAAGUUUGCCCUAUGAGGUGUUUGCUCUCCCUGACUUGCUGGGAUUGUAUUACUUAGCCACCAGGAAAGCCAGACCCCAUGCCCUGCAGUCCCCCAAGUCCUGAAGUAGCACAGUGAACAGAAGGGCACUGGCCUACAGGACUUGGUCAAGGCAGAGCAAGCAACUGAAGGCGUGGAAAUCAGGUGAGGCCACAAGUCACCUGAGGAGAGUGUCCAGGCGUGGGGAGGGUAGCCCUAAGUGUUCAAGAACCUGCAGUGGGGCCCAAGGGAGCACCCAUUGGAGCAGAGGCUCCCAGAGGAAAUGUCAGGGCCAAGGAGGAGAGAUUCAGGAGAUGAGGUGAGCAGCCUCUGAUAUAACUCAGAUGUAAUGUGGCUGCAUUCUAGAAAGUAGCACCUGAUUGUCAGAUGCCUGGUGAGCUGACCAGAGCAGUCUCAGUGGGGUAGAGGGAGCAGAAACUGGGUCAUGGUGGCCAGAAAGGGGAGAGAGCAGCAUGUGUGCACUGUGUCCCAAUAAUCGUGGAAGCUGGGUGGCCAGCAGAUGGCAGACAGCUGAUGCAGGCAUCAUUGCCUGUGGAUGGCAAUGGGAGCUGCUCUUGGGGCCCAAAAUAGUUCUGGAAACCGGGCUGUGAUGAUGGGGGAGAGAGGCCUAGUGAGGCACUCUGUACCAAGGAUGGGGGGCAGUACAGAGACUUGAGCCUCUGCUGGCUCAUCCUAGGAAACGUGCAGCGCCCCAGAGCUGAUGGUGCCCUACCCAGCCUCGGGGCUGAAAGCAAACCAUGAGCACGAGCAUGUGGGUUCCACAGCUCCGGGUGCCCAAAUGCGGAAGCUUCGUAGGAUGGAAUACCUUGACCCCUGUCAAGGAGGCCCAGGGGCACCUGGAGAACAUGGGCUCUGAGGGUGAGGGCUCCUCCUGCCUCCCUGUGGGUGUUACGCUCCAUGUAGCCCUCUCCUCCAGGUAUAUUGAGAAACAUGUCAUUCACCCAGGCUGCUUUCAUCUCUACCAUGUGUGCCAGCUGAAACAGGCACUGCUGCUCCCAGGGACACAUGGCCGGUACCGCUGAGGUCAGGUUAGAAAUUCUAAACGUGCCAAUGAUUAAACAAUGGAGCGAACACCAAGGAAAGCUUUGCUUCACGUGCAGCAACAGGAUGGAACUACAAGAAAACAAACACUUCCCUAGAAUAUAACUGAGAGCAGCCCCUUGUACUUCCUUCAUCCAAGCCAUACCUACAGGCCAAAGAUAGGCUUCUCCAACCAACAGAAAAGAAUAGUGGAGAUGCCAUCGACACAACCUUCUCCCAUAGGAAGGGAAGUGUGAACGUACGAGAGCGUGAUGGAGCUGCAGACAGCCCUGGAUGCCUUGAAGAAGGGUAUAGAACAGCGCCCAGAGAAGACAACUCUCUCCAUCCCUACCCCUGCCCAAAUUCUGGAUUUAUAGUCGCUCAGUAAUCACGAGUAACCUUAGCAAGUUUCCCUGGAUCCUUUCAAAUCAAGAAGAUGAAAUCUUCAACUUGUUCUCGACCUUGUUUUUCAACCGACAUCGCCUUGUGCAUCAUUUCAGUGAUGAACUCUAUGACAAGGUCUUCAAGAAUAUCUGCUGGCUCCCCUGUCUUAUUGUAUAGUACUCACCCUUCUGGUGAUGCUGUGAGAUGAUAGAAUGCCCACGUGAUGAGACGAAGUGAGGGGAAUGACAUGGGCGCUGUGACGCAAGUAAGUUCAGGCUCCUGCUGACCUGCUAAUAAAGGAGGAGCGCCUGCUUCUGGACCACAGUUGACUGCAGAGAGAGAGAGAGUGUGUGCAUGCGAGAGGGCAGUGCAGAGGGAGAAGGAGAGAGAAUCUUAAGCAGGCUCCAGGCCCAGUGCAGAGCCUGACAUGGAGCUCCCUGAGGGGCCCACCUGGGGCCUCUGCAGGUUGAGUCUCAUGACCAGAGCAGAAAUCAAGAGUUGGAUGUUCAACCAGUUCUGCCACCUAGCCGCCCCUCCAUGAAGUGUUUCUUUAACACACAGGGCCUAAGCUACGGCCCAGAACUUCGAAGAAUUAAGCUUGUCUACCCAACCCUGGAGGACUCCCUACCUGCCCUGGAAGUUUGCUGUGAAGAGAGGAGGAGAGGAGCACAGCUUGGACUUUCUCUGAAGCAGGCAGUUCUCAGACGGAUCUGAGCCAUGGCACGUGCCCAUUUUAUUCUCCCAAAUGUGCCAAUCGUCUGAGUCACUCAUCCUCCUCUACGUGAAAGUGAGUGAGGAGGUGAGGAGCACCAGAGCAAGUGACUCUGUCCUUCCUGAGAUUGGAUCCUGGUUUCCAGUGCUAAGAGCGUGAAGUUAUGAAGGUGGAAGAAGAGAAGGCUGGGGUAGGGAAGCUGGACCCUGCUAACUACAGGAGGAGAUGUCAGGAUCAGGAAGACUGCCGUUCCAUCCACAUUGGGCUUUCAGUCCCCAGUUACCCUCAGAGGAAAAGAGACCAGCAGGGACGUCUUCCGGGCCUGCAAAAGGUCUGCUGGGGCCUCCAGCCCGACAAGCCGCAGCAGGAACUGACUGGCGCCGGCAACAGGGGAAGCAGCCGGGACAGCAAUGUGGAUCAUGUCAGCAGGACCCGGUCUCCAGCUGCUGAGCAGCUCCAGGACAUCCUGGGGGAGGAAGAUGAGGCUCCCAACCCCACCCUCUUCACAGAGAUGGACACUCUGCAGCACGAUGGAGACCAGAUGGAGUGGAAGGAGUCAGCCAGGUGGAUAAAGUUUGAAGAAAAGGUAGAGGAAGGAGGUGAACGCUGGAGCAAGCCCCACGUGUCCACACUGUCGCUGCACAGCCUGUUCGAGCUGCGGACCUGCUUACAGACGGGGACGGUGCUGCUGGAUUUGGACAGUGGCUCCUUACCACAGAUCAUAGAUGACGUCAUUGAGAAGCAAAUCGAGGACGGCCUCCUGCGGCCCGAGCUCCGGGAGAGGGUCAGCUAUGUCCUCCUGAGGAAACACCGUCACCAAACCAAGAAGCCCAUCCACCGCUCCUUGGUCGACAUUGGAAAGUCUGUCUCCUCCACCACCAAUCGCAGCCCAGCGCGGGGCCCAGCGGCUGGUCCGAGCCUCCACCACUCCACCGAGGACCUGAGGAUGCGACAAAGUGCCAAUUACGGCCGGCUGUGUUACGCCCAGAGCAGAAGCAUGAAUGAUAUUUCUCGCACCCCAAACACAGACCAGCGGAAAAACAAAUUCAUGAAGAAGAUCCCCAAAGACUCAGAAGCCUCCAACGUGCUUGUGGGUGAGGUGGACUUCCUGGACCAGCCGUUCAUUGCCUUCGUGCGUCUCAUCCAGUCGGCCAUGCUGGGAGGAGUGACUGAGGUGCCUGUCCCCACCAGAUUUCUGUUCAUACUGCUUGGACCUUCUGGGAGAGCAAAAUCCUACAAUGAAAUUGGCCGAGCCAUUGCAACCCUCAUGGUAGACGAUCUCUUCAGUGACGUGGCCUAUAAAGCCCGGAAUCGGGAAGAUCUGAUAGCGGGGAUUGAUGAGUUUCUGGAUGAGGUCAUCGUCCUUCCCCCUGGAGAAUGGGACCCAAAUAUCCGAAUCGAACCCCCCAAAAAAGUGCCCUCUGCUGACAAGAGGAAAUCCGUGUUCUCGCUGAUGGAGCUAGGCCAGAUGAAUGGCUCUGCAGGGGGAGGCGGCGGGGCAGCCGCAGGAGGCGGCGGCGGAGGCGGUGGCAGUGGCGGCGGGGCUGGCGGAGGGAGCAACGGGGAUGACAGAGAGAUGCCAGCCAUGCACGAAAUCGGGGAAGAGCUUAUCUGGACAGGAAGGUUCUUCGGUGGCCUGCAUCUGGAUAUCAAGAGGAAGCUGCCCUGGUUCCCAAGUGACUUCUACGAUGGCUUCCACAUCCAGUCCAUCUCUGCCAUCCUGUUCAUCUACCUCGGCUGCAUCACCAACGCAAUCACCUUUGGUGGGCUUCUGGGGGAUGCCACUGACAAUUAUCAGGGAGUGAUGGAGAGCUUCCUGGGCACUGCCAUGGCCGGCUCCUUGUUCUGCCUCUUCUCGGGACAGCCUCUCAUCAUUCUCAGCAGCACAGGGCCCAUCCUCAUCUUUGAGAAGCUCCUCUUCGACUUCAGCAAAGGCAACGGUCUGGACUACAUGGAGUUCCGCCUCUGGAUUGGCCUCCACUCUGCCAUCCAGUGCCUGAUCCUGGUGGCCACAGAUGCCAGCUUUAUCAUCAAGUACAUCACCCGCUUCACAGAAGAGGGCUUCUCCACGCUCAUCAGCUUCAUCUUCAUCUAUGAUGCCAUCAAGAAGAUGAUUGGCGCCUUCAAGUACUACCCCAUCAAUAUGGACUUCAAGCCUGACUCCAUCACCACCUACAAAUGCGAGUGUGUCGCCCCCGACACAGCGAAUACAACCGUGUUCAAUGCUUCAGCCCUGCUGACACCAAACACCAACACUUCUCUGUACAACCCCCUUAACCUCACAGCACUGGACUGGUCUCUGCUGAGCAAGAAGGAGUGUCUGAACUACGGUGGGCAGCUGCUUGGGAAUUCCUGCCAGUUCAUCCCAGACCUGGCACUCAUGUCCUUCAUCCUUUUCUUUGGGACGUACUCCAUGACCCUGACCCUGAAGAAGUUCAAAUUCAGCCGCUAUUUCCCUACCAAGGUCCGGGCCCUGGUAGCCGACUUUUCCAUUAUCUUCUCCAUCCUGCUGUUCUGUGGCAUUGAUGCCUGCUUCGGCCUGGCAACCCCAAAGCUGCACGUGCCCAGUGUCAUCAAGCCCACUCGGCCUGACCGAGGCUGGUUCGUGGCCCCCUUCGGGAAGAACCCUUGGUGGGUGUACCUGGCGAGCACCCUGCCCGCCCUGCUGGUGACUAUCCUGAUCUUCAUGGACCAGCAGAUCACCGCCGUCAUAGUCAACCGGAAGGAGAACAAGCUGAGGAAGGCUGCUGGCUACCAUCUGGACCUGUUCUGGGUGGGCAUCCUCAUGGCCCUGUGCUCCUUCAUGGGGCUCCCCUGGUAUGUGGCGGCCACUGUCAUCUCCAUCGCCCACAUCGACAGCCUCAAGAUGGAGACGGAGACCAGCGCCCCUGGGGAGCAGCCCCAGUUCCUGGGGGUCAGGGAACAAAGAGUGACCGGCACCAUCGUCUUCAUCCUGACGGGCAUCUCUGUCUUCCUGGCCCCUGUCCUGAAGUACAUUCCCAUGCCCGUGCUGUAUGGAGUCUUCCUCUACAUGGGCGUGGCCUCCCUGAAUGGCAUCCAGUUCUGGGAACGCUGCAAGCUCUUCCUGAUGCCGGCCAAGCACCAGCCAGACCACGCAUUCCUGCGGCACGUGCCCCUGCGCCGGAUCCAUCUCUUCACGCUGGUGCAGAUACUCUGCCUGGCGGUGCUCUGGAUCCUCAAGUCCACGAUGGCCGCCAUCAUCUUCCCGGUCAUGAUCCUGGGCCUCAUCAUUGUUCGAAGGCUUCUGGACCUCAUCUUCUCCCAGCACGAUCUGGCCUGGAUUGACAACGUCCUUCCAGAGAAGGAGAAGAAGGAGACAGAUAAGAAGAAGAGAAGGAAAGGGACCCAUGAGGACAGUGAUGAGGAGCCCCAGUUCCCUCCUCCCUCAGUUAUAAAGAUUCCCAUGGAAAGUGUCCAAUCAGAUCCCCAAAAUGGUAUCCACUGCAUUGCCAGAAAAAGAUCUUCCAGUUGGAGUUACUCAUUCUGAUUCUUCCUUCAGUGACUCAGAACUCGACCGAAGCAUCACACUGCACUUCAGAAUUUCCUGUCCAGCUUCACCUGCUUUCAACUAUUCACAGAGCCCAGUGUUCAUGGUGCCACAGGUGAAGAUAGAAAUGGAGUCAGACUGUGACUUCACAGACGUGGACAGAUA
Ailuropoda melanoleuca (giant panda) is the source of this 7209-nucleotide messenger RNA. RefSeq names its product solute carrier family 4 member 5 (gene SLC4A5). Lineage: Eukaryota; Metazoa; Chordata; Mammalia; Carnivora; Ursidae. Bases 3700 to 7044 code for a protein of 1114 amino acids. The record is from RefSeq and is a predicted model, not a curated record. Gene Ontology annotation, biological process: regulation of intracellular pH; bicarbonate transport; renal system process. Gene Ontology annotation, molecular function: sodium:bicarbonate symporter activity; solute:inorganic anion antiporter activity; monoatomic anion transmembrane transporter activity. Gene Ontology annotation, cellular component: plasma membrane. The transcript has 33 exons.